AUGCCGCGCGCCGGCGCUAUCAUGCUGGUGCUAGCGGGUAUCCUGCUCGCGAACCAGUGUUCUUAUGCCUCGUACAUUGAUCCAGGCGACGAUGAUAUUGAAAUACACGGACCGGAUUACGAUGAUGACCCGGCAGACUUUCAACAGCUCCAAGAUGUUGGCAAGCGUGCGUGUAUCCGGCGGGGAGGGAACUGCGACCAUCGGCCCGGCGACUGUUGCCACUCCUCCUCCUGCCGCUGCAAUCUCUGGGGGUCCAACUGCCGCUGUCAGCGCAUGGGCCUCUUCCAGAAGUGGGGAUGAAACCACUCCAAUCCCUGCAGCGGUGUAUUUACCACCAGUCGCCGCACCAAACGACCACUGCGUUUUAUCACUGGACCCGUUGCGUUAAUAGCUUCUCUCUUUAUAUUCUCUCUCACUUCAUAUCUUUCGAAACUAAAAAUUUUUAAUCAAAAACAGGGAUAUAGAUUUUAGUUUGGAUAUAUUUUUGGACCAUUUUUACUAAAAUUAUAGCUAAAAAAUAAUUUUGUUUUCCUUUCGAUUUACUGUAACUUUUCAAUAAUUUGUUUUAUCUAAUUGAGCCGAGUGUCCGCUUACAUGGUUGGGCAAUCACCCAGCCUUAUUGCCCAAUCAGUACGCUUCGACGCUAAGCUCGGCCAAUUAGAAACUAAAUACUGCUUGUAGCACUGGAUUCUUGGUCAAUUCAUUUUAGUUCCAUUUUAGUUUUUGCCAACGAACCCAUCGCAACGAAGCAGUCUUUAUUCUAUUGCAAUGUAUGUAUGUAGAGUUAAGUAAGCUUAAAGUAGAAAGCAGUAGCUAAUUGGUGGUAAACUUAUGUCAAUAGAAAGUAGUAAAAUCUACAGAAUAGAAAGAUAUAAAUGUAACUUUUAAAAUAAAUUUUCUAGUCAUUUAAGAGACUAACGGUAACAAGAAACUUGGUGAAGGACGCUAUUAUAAGCCUUUAUAUGACAUAGAGCCACAUAUUUGCGAUUGGCAACUUAGUGUUUUAAAAUACCUAUUAAUGUGUCAAAGUAUAAUUCUUAUAUAAUAAAUAAAACGAAUCUUUAAUGUACUCUAUGCGUCUCUCAGACAAGGGGACAUGGUAUUGCAGCCUAGUAGAAUCAUCUAUAUGUAGUUUCUUAUAUAAUAUACGUUCCUGAUUACGGAAUAUAAUUGUACUAUUACUAAUAUUGAAAUAUGGAAAAUUAUAUAUUAUUGUACUAAUAAAUGUUUAUGGACGAAA
Melitaea cinxia (Glanville fritillary) is the source of this 1240-nucleotide messenger RNA. RefSeq names its product U8-agatoxin-Ao1a-like. The transcript is spliced from 3 exons. Gene Ontology annotation, cellular component: extracellular region. Gene Ontology annotation, molecular function: ion channel inhibitor activity. Lineage: Eukaryota; Metazoa; Arthropoda; Insecta; Lepidoptera; Nymphalidae. The record is from RefSeq and is a predicted model, not a curated record. The coding region runs from base 1 to 300 and encodes 99 amino acids.